Molecule: messenger RNA, 3862 nt
Organism: Microbotryum saponariae
Lineage: Eukaryota; Fungi; Basidiomycota; Microbotryomycetes; Microbotryales; Microbotryaceae
Source: the annotation of a GenBank genome assembly
AUGAUCCAGCUGGGACCUCGUGCUAACCCCGCAGGUGCAGUAACCGCCAACAAGGACGACGCGAACGACGGCGACGACGAGUCGGUCGUUUCGACCGAACCGGAGGGCGGUGACACUGGGGAAGAGACGUCGACGCGUGCGAUCCUGGGCUCAACAAAGGAGACGCAGACGACGACGGCGGCGCCCGUUUCGACCCCGACCUCUCCUUCGCCUUUGUCCGGUGGCACGUCGGGAUCAUCGGCAACCUCGACAACCUCGAUAGCCUCGACGAGUCCUCGACGCCUUCGUUCGAGCUCGGCACCCGGCAACCGACGUGUCACCCGGGCGGGAUCCGCCAUGAUCCUCGGUGCAUCAGGGGGUGAUGGCUCAGGGGGUCACAGGUCCAAGGUGACCGAAUUCGAGGGGGGCGGCGCUGAACUGAUUUAAUCAUGAUUGAGUCACUCACCGUGUUGACGUUCAACGUCCGAUCGAUGAAGAACGCAGUCAACCAAGUCAAAAUCAUCCGUUAUCUCAAAACCCUUCGGCCGGCCCCUGCGGCCAUCCUCCUGCAAGAGCACCACCUCAGCUACAACGCGUCGCGCGAAGGCUUCGAGAGUGCUUGGCCGGGGGCUUGUAUUCGUUUCACUCCUCAUGUCCUUACCCUCAUACCCGAUGGCUCACCUUUGGCGGGCCAUCUCCUUUCCUCUACCCCGGUCGUCUUUGCAGGAGCUCCUCGUUUCGACGGUCGGAUUCUGCACUCGGUGUUUCGUCUUGAGGAGCUCGAUGUCGAGAUCAUCAACAUGUACGCGCCGGUGCAGGAGGACGAUCGUCGCGACUUUUUCGGGCUUCUGCACUUCAGCGCCCCGAGACCCAAGAUUCUUCGGAUCUUGGCCAGCGAUCUCAAUGAUUGUCCGGAUGUAUUGGUCGACCGAGUGUCCAUCACCGAUCGCGCUUGGACUCCUGUAUCGCACUGGCAGACCUUGCUGUCAAAGAUCGCGUUCAAGGCACUCGACACGGUCCGACAUGUCCAUUCUUGCACCCCUGCAUUCACUCGUCCUCACUACCGUGGUAGAGGGGAAGAGCGAAAGAUUUGCUCGUGGUCGCGGAUCGACUAUAUUCUUGUCCAAUGCAGUUGGGCGAACCGGUUGUUGAGCGCUUCUACGCUCUUCGAUGCGCCCUGUUCGGACCACAGACCUGUAGUUGCGACUUUCGCUUUGCCUACAUCGAACGCUGAUGCCGAACCCCCCCUUUCUCUUCCCUCCACGAGCGAUUUCAUUUCGAGGCUCAACCCAAUGGUCUUUAACGAUCAAGACUUUGUCGCAUCGAUUCCCGGGGUCGUCGACGAGGUCUAUCGAAGGCUCGAGGGGACCACUCCGCUCGGCGACGUCUAUGACGCCGCUCUGCGGGCGGUUGCAGUCGCUGGCCAUGCACGAUACCGCUCGACUCGUGCCGACAUGCGCCGACUGCGGGCCGAGAGCCAAUCCGUCAUGGAGGCUUUGGAGGCACGCGGUGAGCACAUGAAUGAGGCCGAGCGCGAUGCGUAUGCUCAUGCCAAGUCGCGGUUGGACCAGUUGGCGGUAAAGGAGGCUCAGUGGCUGCGCAUUCGUGCGCAUGUGCCGUCAGUCGACUCGAGGGAAGGUCAAUCGGCAAGCAUUCGCACGCGCCUCAACCGCCGGAGUCGCCAGACGAGCAUCGUCUCGCUGGAGGAUGUGGAUGGCACCGAGACCGUUGACAUGCAGGAGGCGCUGGGUAUUGCUUCACGGCACGCGCAGCGAAAUGCUACGAUGACGACCGCUCGGACCCUACGUUCGGUCGUCGGCUGCCUCGUCAAGCGAGAGUGGCGCUUGACGAGCCCUUCACCCUCCUCGAGGUUGAAGCGGCGUUGAAGAAGACGGAUUCGGGGCGAUCACCGGGGCCCUCGGGCAUUCCGUACGAGCUCUUCAAGGCGCUGCCAACCUACUUUGCUCCCAAGCUGUUGGACUUGUUCAACUCGAUUUGGGAGGGCGGCAAAAUGACGGUGUCCUUGGCAGAGGGGCUGGUGCGGCUCUUGCCCAAGAAUAAACCGGGGGCCAAUCUGAAAUCACUGGGGGCAUACCGACCGAUCACAUUGCGCGAGACGACCUACAAGGUCCUCAGCAAGGUCUUGGUGGCGCGACUCAAUGGGGUGCUCGGCGAGCUUUUGCCGCCGGCGCAACACGGUUUCAUGCCAUCAAGACGUUCAGCGGACGCGGGAAGUCAUCUCACUCUCCUUCUCGAAAAACUCAAGUCGCUAGGCACUGAUGUUUUCCCCGAGGGCGCCCUCUUGUCUUUGGAUCAGCAGAGCGCGUACGAUCGGGUCGAUCACGCCUGGAUCUUCGAGGUCUUUGAGGCCUUUGGGUUCGGUGAGCGUUUCAUCUCGCUGCUGCGCGCUCUCUACGAUCCCGAGACUCUGGGGGUGCGCUACCUUGUCAAUGGGUUCCCCACGGACUUGGUGCGGUUGCUGUGUGGUCUCGGUCAGGGGAAUCCCCUCUCGUGCCCGGUUUGGAACAUCACGUUCCAGCCCUUCCUCGACGCCCUCGUUCGGCGCGGGAUCGCGCUCGACCUGCAGAAGGUGUGGCCAGGGGGGCCGCAUGCGCAGCUUACGCAUCUGGCGUUUGCCGACGAUGCUGUGGUGGUGGUGGAGUCACCGGCGGCAUUGUCGAAGCUGCAAACGCUGUCGCAGACGUGGUACGAGGCUACCAACGGGAAGACCAACACGGACAAGACGCUGGUGCUACCACUCGGACCGAACUGGCUUCGGGACGAGACUGCGCAGGCGCUGCCAACGGUGCAGGAGGGGGAGAGCUUCAAGUGGUGCGGCUAUGCCUUCUUUCGCCACGGUGACUCGAAACUGUUUUGGACCCAUGUUCUUGACAGGAUCAAGGCCAAGGCCCGCGCCGCUCGAGACCGGACACUUUCGCCGAGUGGGAAGGUUUUCUAUGCCAACGCUCACAUCAUCUCGACGGUCCUCCACGUGCUGUCCUUCGACAUACCGCCUCAAUGGUUCAUUAAGGCGGCGGAGACGGCACUUACGGACUUUGUCUGGGGAGGAGCAGGGCGAAAUACCGUCGCUCGCGAUUUCGUGUUCCAGGCUCGGGAGGACGGUGGCUUGGGUUUGAUUUCGAUUGGCGACAUCGUUCAUUCGGUGGCGCUUCGAUUUUGGGAUGCUGUGGCGGGCUCGGACGAGGCGAUCUGGGCGCCCCUAGCUCGCGAGAGCUGGAGGUCCCUCGUCGCUGCGACCCGCGAUUUCAGUCCGUGGGGGUUCUUCAGCAGCACGGCUCGGGUCGAGAAGCUGUAUCGCGACUCGACGCGCUGGGGGGCAGUCGUUGCAGCGGCCAGGGUCACAGUUCCAACCAUCAAGUCCGAACUCCUUACGCUUCCCGAAUUGCUCUCGCUUCCGCCUCGCCUCCCUUCACUCUAUGCUGAAGGUGCCCAGCACGCAUAUGACGAUGCGGACGCGGUGGCGAAGUUUGCGCAGAUCGCGGACCUGUACUGGAGGGACGAAGGGAAGGGAUGGGCUCUGGUUGGUCAUCGACGCGGGUUCUGGCAGCACUCUAAGGAACCCGCCCUACAGCACGAGCACGUGUGGUCGCGCGUGGGUCAGUUGCUCAAGGCGAAAGCGUUGCUGCUCAAGACCGCGUUGCGACCUGCUCGGAUACCUCUCAAGGAGGCUCCCCGUCCUCGGUGCUUCAACUUCUUUGGGCUCUCCCGACCUUUUACAAUUCGCAAGCUUCGUCGGCUUGUGAACUAUGAAGGAACAAUAUACCACUGCACCAAAAGGCGAGGCACCUCUACUUCAGUGAGCGCAUAUUGUCCUAGAAGUGAGAUGGAGCGAAGUUCAACACCCCCCUGUGCGCGAAGCUGA